Homarus americanus (American lobster) is the source of this 4167-nucleotide messenger RNA. RefSeq names its product branched-chain-amino-acid aminotransferase, cytosolic-like (gene Bcat). Gene Ontology annotation, biological process: L-valine biosynthetic process; L-leucine biosynthetic process. The record is from RefSeq and is a predicted model, not a curated record. Lineage: Eukaryota; Metazoa; Arthropoda; Malacostraca; Decapoda; Nephropidae. Gene Ontology annotation, molecular function: branched-chain-amino-acid:2-oxoglutarate transaminase activity. Bases 105 to 1265 code for a protein of 386 amino acids. Gene Ontology annotation, cellular component: mitochondrion. The transcript has 8 exons.
CAUGGCAGGUUUUCUUCUCUCCUGAAGUAACGCUGCAUAGCCAAGUACCGGUAACAACGAACAAACCAACUUCCAGAACGUCUAAUAAACUCAUAAGUGGUGAAAUGAUGAAUAAGAUCUUGAUGAGACAAGUUUUGAGCCAUGGAGUGCGGUUUAUGUCGUCUGUGCCCAGCUUCAAGGCAUCGGACCUUCACAUUGACUUCUGUCCACCUGAACAACUGAAGAGCAAACCAGCAGUGAAAGACCUGGUGUUUGGCCGUAACUUUACCGACCACAUGCUCAAAAUAUACUACAAUGAUCAGUCAGGAUGGGGCAAACCCAGGAUAACACCCCUACAAGACCUUCGGUUACACCCUGCUGCUAAGGUCCUUCAUUAUGCUGUUGAGUUGUUUGAGGGCAUGAAAGCCUUUCGUGGUGUUGAUGAUGAAAUCAGACUCUUCCGGCCUGGCAAGAAUAUGGAGCGCAUGAAUCGAACAGCCGCUCGAUCAUCUCUUCCUACUUUUGACAGUGAAGAGUUGAUUAAGCUCCUAAAAAAAAUUAUUAGCAUAGAUCAAGAAUGGGUACCUCAUACUGAAUCAUCUAGUCUAUAUAUAAGACCCACCAUGAUUGGGACAGAGCCUACCCUGGGUGUCCAGCGACCAACUGAGGCACUGCUAUUUGUAAUACUGUGCCCAGUUGGGCCUUACUUCGCAAGUGGGUUUAAGCCUGUUUCUCUGCUAGCAGAUCCCCAGUAUGUGCGAGCCUGGCCAGGGGGUGUUGGCAUGAUGAAAAUGGGAUCAAACUAUGGACCAACUCUUGAAAUCCAGAAACAAGCGGAAGCUCGAUCUCUUCAUCAGGUCUUGUGGUUGUUUGGUCCAGAACACAGAAUCACAGAAGUGGGAGCAAUGAACAUCAUGGUGUUCCUAGAUAAAGGAAAUGGAGAAAGAGAACUUGUGACACCACCUCUUGAUGGGUUGAUUCUUCCUGGUGUAACUAGAGACUCAAUCUUGUCAUUGGCACGACAGUGGAAAGAGUUUACAGUGUCAGAACGGGACAUAACCAUGGCUGAGAUCGUUCAGGCAAAAAGUGAAGGCAAGCUCUUGGAAAUGUUUGGGGCUGGAACAGCAGCUGUAGUGACACCUGUUGGUGAGAUCCAUUAUGAAGGUCAGGUUAUCAAAAUUCCCACCAUGGAACACGAGAACCCACUUACACAGCGGUUCUUUGAUGCCAUCAAGGAUAUACAGUAUGGUCGAGUCAAGAGUGAAUGGACUGUUCCCAUUGAGUGAAAUAUUGGAUGAUUAGAAUGAAAUUAAGGUUGUGCAAUUCUGAAUGUAGAGUCUGAGUUCCCCAUCAAAGUAUAUUUUUGUUGAUUUUGUAAAUGGGAAAACUUUGGAGUGUGAUUGGUAUUUAUAAAGUUUGAUAGCUCUACUUUAGCAAUAAACUUCAUAAAACAAUGAAAAUAAGAUUGAUUAUAUUCACUGAUUAUAUUACAAAAUGGCUUUAACAAAUAUUUGAUAUCAAAUACAGAAUAGCCACAUAAACAAAACUUCUUCACCAUUAUUUUUCACUGAUUUUAUAAUUAAAGAAAAUAUAACUGAUUAGAUUACAAAAUUGUUUAAAACAACUCUGGGUGAAAUAUUCAGCAUUACAUUCAUAAUUACUGUAAGACUUAACCCCAUCCAUAUACAGUAGGUCCUCACAUAGCAAGGUUACCAUCACUAUAAGUUGGUAAAAGAGCCUUUAUAGGACUAAUUGUAAGAUAAAGGUAAGAACUAUGACAACAACUUAAGACAGAAUGAAUUAGAGUAGUUAGUAUAGGCACAAGUAUUGCUCUUGCAUGUACAGGCAACAGAAUAACAGGCAUUACAUUAUAUAUUGCAGCAGAAUACUUCCUUGCUAUAAAGUAUCUCUGAAAUUAGAUAGCAGUGCUUGCAGUUCAUACAUUAUUGCAUAGCAGAAUUGUUUAUUUUUCAAUUUUAAUUUACCCCCUGAUGUAAACUUCAUAGAGCGGGUGCAUGUAUGCAGUAAUAGACAAGAUGCUGUCUAAUAUGCCUGAACUGUAUCACUGCAUUAAACAGAGACUGUACACGUUCAGUCUUAAGUAAUACACAAAUCAAUGCAAUAUUAAGAAAUGCAAGUUGGGCACAGAAGUAGAGAAAUUGUAAAUUAUGUAUUUAGUUAUUGUAUAAGUUAUUUAAAAUUUUAUGUUUGUUAUAUUUUAGUAGUAAUGGCCAUUUUUGUACAAAAAUCAAAAUUAAGGUUAGGUUUAUAGUUACAUUUGUUUACUCUUUGGUAACUCACAAAACAUGGGAACUCAAAACAUCUAGCAGGGACAGUUACUGAUGAUUGUUAGGAGGAGCAUUGUAAUAAUUUAUUAUCUGUGAUAUUUACUAAAUACCAUAGAUGGCGCGGAGUGAGAAUGAGCAGACGCUCUAACAACACAGCUGUGGGUAUUAUGUUUAUUCUUGUCAGUGUUAGGAACUACAGAACUCAUUUACUGCUGUACUGUGUUGUUAAAGACAGUGACAGAAAUCUGUAUUUGUUUAAUGGUUUUAAUCAACUAAUUAAGUGUUAACAUUGCCACUUACACUUCAAAGAAUAUACUUUACAGGCAGACCUCCUCUUAUGACAGAUGCAAUACAUUCCAGGAGGGGGGGGGGGUGUUAAAUGAUGAAUCCAUUACAAGAGAUCAUCAUAUCAUAGUCCUGACAGCGUCAAUUCUUACCUUAUAAAUGUUACAGGAUGGCUUCCUUGGGAAAUAGUAAUGGCUCUGCAGAUGUUAUGGCUUUUUAUAGAUAUUGUUUUAAUCAUAGUAGAAGCUCGGCAAAGCGGCCGGUCCACGUCUGCCUCAGCCGUCCAUGUCAUUAACUUUCCUGGUCACCUUGACUCCUUUACCAAUGCUCUCACUUACUGACCAUGUUCCAGACAUGAUGGGCCUAAAAUUUUCACUUAACACUUGCAGGAGAUUGUUAAAAGGACGGUAAAGAGACAGAACUUAUUUAAGUUCUGGCAGGCUGUACAGUACAGAACAAAUUGAUUAGCUGAGAGGAUGUUCUUUUACUUUUGAUGGAAUUUGUUUCUUUAGAGUUUCCUUUUAAUGAUAUUAUUGUAUAUCUAUUAAAUUAAUAUUUUUUCGUGGCUCUUCAAUGAAAAUAUGUGAGAUGAGGUUCUCUUAAAAGAGGUCUGCAUGUGUAUAUAAACUAACAUGGGGUAUUUGCAGAUAAUUCCUUGAGAAAUAAGUGUACAGUAUUAUGUUUAUAUCUUAACACUAUGAUUUAUAAAUAAUUUGACUGACAACUACAUGGGAAGAAGAGCACUGAACUAAAUAUUAAAUUGAUGAAACGGGGAGGAAUGAGUAAUUGUAAUGAUUUACAUGUGCCCUGCAAUCUGACCAGGCUGUAACAGUGGAUCCCUUGCCAAAUACCUCAGGUUCCAGGUUGCUCCUCACCUGAUUGGACACUUUCUCAUAUUGCUUCGGGUUUUGGGCAGCUAAGUGCUUUAUGUAUUAAGAGCAUUCAAUUAAGGAAUUGACUUUGCAAUUUUUUUUCCAAAAGUCUGGAAUGUUUUAAUUGCAGGUUCCUCUAUUUGGGAACAAGCCAUUUUAAGUGUGCCUGUUUUGUUCUCAGGUUUGAGGUCCAUCCAUUGACGAUAAAGUAAUACUGCACAUGUGAGGUCUUGAAGAAUUCUUGUAUUUUUUACUUUGAGAGUCAACAUGCACAUCAUUUCUCUUACAUGUGCAAUCUCCUUGUUGCCCACAACUUAACUUCCAGUCCUGCUGAGAAUUGUAUCCCAAAGAAUAUUGUCAUAUUUUUGUUUAAGCACUGGUUAAAACCUUUUACAAACAACCUCUCGAUCACAUAUAUUGUACUCCUUCCUUUGUUGAGCAUAAGAAUGAACUUCACCCCAUCCACCAGUGUUCACAUCUUCAUGAUACUCUUCUUGUAUGUAUAUGUGAGUUUCUCUCUCCCUCUCUAGAAAGCACUUUUCUGGUAUGGCACAGAGUAGCCGAAUCAAUGCUGUAAUAAUCGAGUUGAGCUGUCAUGUUCUCCUUUCACAAUAAGACCCAAAGAUUUCUACAUGGCCUACUCGUAUCCUAUUACAACUGAACAUCUCCAAUGGACAGCAAAUGUUUUCCUGCAGAUUUUGCAUUUCAUUGUAUAAAUUUUGAUAUUAAACCAUGAGACACUA